Pseudopipra pipra is the source of this 5216-nucleotide messenger RNA. It is a transcript of the gene MYRFL, whose product is annotated as myelin regulatory factor like. Gene Ontology annotation, biological process: positive regulation of DNA-templated transcription; protein autoprocessing. The transcript is spliced from 25 exons. Gene Ontology annotation, molecular function: sequence-specific DNA binding; DNA-binding transcription factor activity. Bases 2443 to 5142 code for a protein of 899 amino acids. Gene Ontology annotation, cellular component: nucleus; endoplasmic reticulum membrane. NCBI's taxonomy places the organism in Eukaryota, Metazoa, Chordata, Aves, Passeriformes, Pipridae. The record is from RefSeq and is a predicted model, not a curated record.
CUCUGCAUACAUGCCAAUACAGUUAACAGACAAUUAGAGAACUUGGAAUUCUUUGAAGUGCUGCUUUCCUAUACUUUUAAUUUUUAAAAACAUGUAAGAAGAGAAACAUAUGCAGCAUAAUAAACCUGAGUAUCUUCUCUUUAAAGUAGGAUGCUUUUUGACUAUCAAGGAACAAUGAAAUUAUCUUGUUGACACUUUGGUUAGAAAUCUGUCCUGACCCCUAUCUGACUGCUAAAAACUUUCUCUUUCCCUCUGAUUUUCUGUCAUUAAAAUGUUUUCAUUCCUUUAAAUGUUUUUGGUUUGUUUGUUUUUUUUAAUCCUGCCUUUUUUUGGGUUUCAGUGCUUUAUACAUCAUUUUCCCCACAGCUGCCCUUGAAAGUGGGAAAUUUCCAUGAUGUGAUUUCUUUUAACAUGUUGAUGAUAACUUCCAUAUAAUGUUAUCAGUUUUUUCACAUGUACAGAUUGUGUCAGACAACCCUAAAAAGGAUCAUGGCCUCUUAAAUAUGCAUUUUAAAGUGUUACUUUAGGACUUGAAGUUCAAGUGGUCCUUUUUUUCCUGGACAUUGUCUAAGCUGAAAGCAGACAGCUGAUGAGGUUACAGGAGCAUAGUUGUGGAUAUGUACUAGACUUGCCCUUUUGGAAAAACGUUAGAUCUUGAUCCUGACAGCCAUUUAUCAAUUGCACUUAAGAUUAAAGCAUUGGCAAGUAAACAGACAAACAUUAGAAGGAGAGUUUAUAUAGUUGUUUUUUUAACAAGAAGCAUGUCAGUGGAUACAGAUCUCUUUGAUGCUGAAAAAAACCAGCGCUAUUCAUCACUGUCUUACUGGAAUGUUCUCCAUUUUCACAAAAGUAAUAGAAUGAGCAGUGAAAUUUAAUGCCGUAUUUGUGUUGCUUGUAUGUGCCUGAAAACACUUUUGCAAGUGUUGGCUUCAACCUGGCAUUUUAAUGUUAAAAUUAAAACAAACAGCUGAACCUAAACAUUUUACAAGUAAUGGAGUAUGUAUGUCCAACCUGGGCUGUUUCAGUACUGAAGAAAUAUUUUUAUCUAUCUCCUCUCCCUGGGUGCUACUUGCUGUUGGAGACACCUGGAAAAAUUCUACCAUAAAUUGUUAAAGGGUUGUUUAUUCUUUCAAUAAUGCUAAGGAAGUCUGGUUUUACUGACUCUUACAAAACAAGCUGUGUUUGUUGGUAUUAUGUUUUAUGCUAGACUCAUAAAUGCUUCCUAAAUGAUUGUUAAUCCUGAGUUUACAUAAUGAGGUGCAACUGUGUCCAUGAUUAUCUGACAGUAGGCAAAUGGUAGCCAGUAGCUGUUGCUAUUCUGACUUAAUAUCCUUUACAACAACUAAGUCCUGUUGCUCAUUCAAACAGAGAGAAGGGUUCUUUCUAUACAUGGUAGUAUCUAAAAUGUAUUAUGCUGAGGUGAUUUUCUUGUAUUAGGGAUAACAAAGAUGUACCCUGUGUAUCUCAGUGGUAAUGACUGUUUGGCUCAAUUACAUCAACAUCUUGUAAAUGCUGACUGGCUUGCUUCUGUCUUCAAGUCCCUACUCUGAAAUUCUUUUCUAUAUUUUUAAUAUGAGCUGUUUAUCAUGAGAAGCCUGUGUCACCAUGAGUGCUCAGGGCUUGUAAAAACUGCACAACAGUUACUUGUGUGGUGAAUGUAAUUACUUCAGAAAAUAACCUAAUUCCAGAGUUGACUUCAUUGAAAUUUUUGUUCAUAACCAAUGCCUCUUUCAGUUGCCUACUCAAAACAUCUGAAUAUUUUUGUCCUCUUUGCUUAGGGGUGACAAAAUGGGCCAUUUUUAGUGUUUAAAGAUGAAAUCAGAGAAAAUGAAAUAGAAAAUAGAAAAUAGGAUUUGCUGCUUAGCAAGAGCAAAGAGCUUUGUUCCAUGUUUAGCUUUCCCAUAUGUUUUUCAAUGCUACCUCAGAUAAACAGGUAAUUCUGUAAUUUAAUUUUGUUAGUAACAAUUAGAAAUUUUAGUUCCCUACUAAUGAUGGCUUUGCUCUUGCAUUUUUGAUUACUAUUGAUUUCGUCAGUAGUAUUAAUUAUAUGACCUGUGUGAAAGUACAAAGACAAGAUAAGUAAUUUUUAUUGCUGCAUUUUUUGCGCAUGUGUAAUUAUAGUUAGUACUGGGUCCAAAGGUCCUUGAAGCAAGAACAUUAGACUUACUUACCGGAUAGAAUACACAUCACCUUCACCUUGCCUCAAAAGGCUUGUCAGAUUUUCCUUUAUGUGUAGUUUAAGUCCUUUACAUAAAGCUUAAAUAUAACUGUGGCUCUAGUUAUGGAGGAAUGAAAUCAGCUGGGACAAAUUCAUUGAAACCUCUGAAGAAAACAUGAAGUGUUCCUUGGCAUGUUGGUAAUCAUCUGGAGAAGAAACAGUGCAUUUUUCUCAGCGGGAACUCUUCAAGCAGUAGGAAAGCAAAACAGUUCUACUGGAUUUUCAUGGAUGUGGUGGGAGAAAAUGAGGCCUUACAGCAGUUCUUUGAAGGGCAAGAUGUCCAUGGAGCCUUGGAGAAUCCCAUGGUGGAUACAAGCAUGUUGGAAGAAUUCAUUAGUAGUGACAUAGAGUUUGGUACCUUGCAAAGCCAGUUGCCAGACUCCCCACCGGACUCUGGAUCGGAACCAUGUUCUCCACCACAGCUACAGACCCCAUGGUAUGAUACGACAUGGCCCAGUGGGCUGCAGCCUCCGCUCCCAUGCCCAUCUGCUGUGGCACCCAGCAAGCUUCCCUGCAGGUUCAUGGAGGCUUACUCUGACCCCAGUGCCACUGGGCAUCCUUGCACCAUCUCCCAAGGCUGCAGUCUGAAGAUGGAAAAUCCUGUGACUCCUUGGAAUCAUUCUACAUCCUCCAACUGUUUGGGUUUUAAUUAUUCAUACUUUCCGCCUAAUGCAUCUCAGAUUUCUGGUAUUUCUGCAGAAUCAGGCAAAAAAAGGAAGCUUUCCCAAUUACUGGGUGAUGUCACUGAUUCUCCACUGCGGUCUCAGGACUCCAGACAAGCAACUCUUAAGGACUGUGCUGCUGAACUGCAAGAAUAUGACAGUGAUGGACAGAAUGCAGCUUUGGAAAAAUGCUGUCAAGCUCUAACAUGGCAACCAUAUCAAACUUCUCAGUGGAACAGCUUGCUUAACUCUAAUUAUGAAAAACUACCUGCUGUAGGAUAUCACAUUGUCACAGAUAAAGGAUUUAAUUUUUCAACAGCAGAUGAUGCCUUUGUGUGCCAGAAGAAGAAUCAUUUCCAAAUCACAGUCCAUAUUAGAAUCACUGGACAUCCAAAAUAUGUCAAAACUCAGCUGGGGGGAAAACCUAUAGAAAAGUUUUACUUGAAAGCUUAUGGAAUUAAGGUGGAAGCUCCAAAUCAAACAAUUACUAUUGAACAGUCUCAGUCAGAUCGAAGCAAAAAAACUUUCCAUCCUGUUAAAGUUGAUCUGCCAGGGGACCAGGUGACUAAAGUAACACUGGGAAGGCUGCACUUCAGUGAAACAACAGCAAAUAAUAUGAGAAAAAAGGGGAAACCUAAUCCUGAUCAGAGAUAUUUCAUGCUGGUAGUUGGACUGUAUGCUGUCUCUCAGGACCAACUUUACCUACUAUCUGCAAAUGUCUCUGAAAAGAUCAUUGUGAGGGCAUCUAAUCCAGGGCAGUUUGAGAAUGACAGUGAUGUACUGUGGCAGCGAGGACACGUUCCAGAGACGAUAGUCUGUCAUGGUCGAGUAGGAAUUAACACAGAUGCACCAGACGAAGCGCUGGUUGUCUGUGGAAAUGCAAAAGUUAUGGGCAGAGUCAUGCAUCCAUCUGACAGCCGAGCAAAACAGAAUAUCCGGGAGGUCGAUACAAAUGAGCAGUUGAGAAGAAUAACACAAAUGAGGCUGGUGGAAUAUGACUACAAGCCCGAAUUUGCAUCUGUUAUGGGAAUAAAAGAUACCCAUGAAACAGGAAUAAUAGCCCAGGAAGUGAAGGAGCUUUUACCUGAAGCUGUUAGAGAAGUUGGAGAUGUUGCUUGUGAUGAUGGAGAAAAAAUAGAAAACUUCCUCAUGGUUGACAAGGAUCAGAUCUUUAUGGAGAAUGUUGGUGCUGUAAAGCAACUUUGUAAAGUAACGAACAAUCUUGAAGUCAGAAUAGAAGAACUGGAACAGUGGAACAGGAAACUGGCCAGGCUGAAACGGAUGAGCAGUUUAAAAUCAACAGUCAGUGAAGAGAGCAAAGUCAGCAGGUAUAGUCGAGCUACUAGUUUUUUGCCAUCAAAAAAAUCAGUCCUGCUAAAAUCCAGCAAGGUUUGUUUGUCAAAGACCAAAGAAUCUUGCUCCAUGAAGAUUUUCCGGGUGACUAUAGUAGCUUUGAUUGCUAUUAUGGCACUAUGUGCUUUGACAAUAUGGAGCCUAUAUUUACUUAGCAUUCAUGACAGACGUUUUGAAAAACAUCCGGUUUCCAGUACCUCAAGUUCUGUUUUACUCUCCUCCACCCCUACAACAGCGUUUCAGAUGGAAAGCACAAUUCCUCAGAGCACACAGCCCAUCAGCAGGAUCCCUGAAGUGAAUUUCUGUGACAUUUUGCCUUGUGACAAGGUCUAUUGUUGUCCAAUUCAUCAACCAAAAGUCAAAUCUCUAAGUUAUGAAAAAAACAAUGCAAAGGAGAAACGAAACAAAAGUGGCAUACUACCUGAACAAGAUCCAGUCAAAAAACGUAAUGGAAGACCUGAUCUUGGAAAUGACUGGAUUGAUACAACAAUCAGUUCCAUACAGAUUUUGGAAACUCAGCAAAGCAUUGACAAUCGCUAUUGCAGUAAAAAUCUGCAGUGCAGCUCUGGAAAUUACAGCUUUGUUAUUCCUGUUAACAAAUACACGCCCAUGGAUGUAGAAAUCUCACUGGAAAUAAACACCACAGAGCCAUUAAUUAUAUUUCUCUGCAAAGUCACAUUUGGAAAUUAUUGCUCCCAUUAUUCUUCAAGCCAAAACAGUAGGAAGGAUUUCCUAGAAACCACACAGGGGCGUCACCAUAUUUGGACUCUCCCCGUAGCUAAGUUGUAUGACAGCGCAUACUAUUUCCGUGUGGCUGUACCGGGUUUUGCUGGCUGCUCAACAGACUCUUAUUUUGCUGGAAUAUUUUUUACUGAUUACUACUUCUACUUUUAUCGGCAGUGUAACUAAAAUGUUUCCAAACAUUCUGUUCUUUGGGGAAAAGAUGAGGAAAUUCUUGAUAUGAAAAAGAGACUUGUGAAUGA